Molecule: messenger RNA, 3291 nt
Organism: Sciurus carolinensis (gray squirrel)
Lineage: Eukaryota; Metazoa; Chordata; Mammalia; Rodentia; Sciuridae
Gene: C1H1orf56
Product: chromosome 1 C1orf56 homolog
Exons: 4
Coding region: 679-1761 (360 amino acids)
Biological process (GO): regulation of cell population proliferation
Source: RefSeq, a predicted model, not a curated record
CUUAGAAACAAGACAGUGAUCCACCUACAUCCCAAUCCUGGAAACAUCUGUUUUGUAAAUCAUCUCGUCCUCAACUUCAGUACCAUUGAAUCUUCUCUGGGAUGCCAUCCUGAACAUGAACCUGCUUUCUGGGGGGCUUUGAGAGUCUUUGAGAGGAGUUGGAUGGGCCAGAAGGGCUUAGUGGACCAAAGCCACCUGCCUGCUGGGAGCCAGGAUUCAGGUCGCAAAAUCUAAAGGAACCCCUGUAUGCUAUUGUUUCCUUCUAAGUCAUGUCUGCCGAUUGUGAGUCUGGGAAAAGUACUUUCAAAACCUGUAUUUUCGCCCUCCUUAGUAAAUUCAUCCCUGUAGCGGUUAAUAAACUGCCAUGCAAGAUUUAAGUCUGCUCCGAGAAAGUGAACAACUGUUUUCCCAACCCCUUACAUCACAAUCCCCCUUUUGGUUCUGGCACAGAGUUCUUGCUGCCGAGGUUCCCUAGGAUUUUUAGCUCAGCCCCUGCCCUGGAGCUGCAGAAGGGGAGCCCCCGUGGGAGAGGACUAAGGGGGAGGGGUGUGGCGCGCGCCUCUGCUCUGAGCACCCCCACCUUGGUUCAAACGACCCGACCCUGGGGGUUGGUGGAGAGAGGAAGAGGGAGAGAAGGUAGCACCCUGCCUCCCUCCCAACUCCAAGCCGCCCAGCCCCAUGGUCCCCGCCGCCUGCGUGCUGUUCUGGGCCCUGCUGCUGAGUCUGGGGCCCCGGGCGGCGGGGACCCAGGACCAGACCCCGACCUCUAUCCCGACGGGGACGCAGGGGGUCACCUUACGCUUUGGGGGCCCAGCCCGCAGCCGGAACACUGGCGGCACUUCCCAGUCAAGUGUUCCCCGUAAGACAAAGAUAAUUCUGGAGGAUGAGAAUGACGCAGUGGCCACCGCAGACCGCCUAGCAGGCCCGGCAGCAGCUGAGCUCCUGGCCACAGUGACAGGCAUGAGCAGGUCAUCUGAAGCUGGCUUUGGUGAGGAUGAGGAUGGGUCUUUGGAAGAGGGGGUCGUUAUUGAUGCCAGAAAGAAUAACACCAAUGAAGGGACUCGCACUAUAACUCCUAAUACAGUGGGAGGUUCCAGCACUGGGAGGUUUAUAGCCAACAAACAAGAGUCAGAAAUCAGACUGACUACAAGCCUGCCACCCGCCACUUCGCGUUCUACUGGGGACGUGGUGAACACCGAGGCCUCCCUGAACCGGUGGUCAACAGCUGGGUCUACACCCAGCGGGUGGCCAUCAACCUCACGCACAGCCAUGCCACCUCCUGAGGAUCUGCGACUGGUGCUGAUGCCCUGGGGCCCAUGGCACUGCCACUGCAAGUCAGGCACCAUGAGCCGGACCCGGUCAGGGAAGCUGCAGGGCAUUUCUGGACGACUUCGAGUUGGAGCACUGAGACAAAUACGAACAGAACAUCGGCCUUGCACCUACCAGAAAUGUCCCUGCAACCGGCUCCGGGAAGAGUGCCCCCUGGACUCAGAUCUCUGUUCUGACAGCAGCUGCACCACCACUCAGACCACCACCACUUCUCCCAUGCCCCCGAUCCAACUCAGACGCAGACCCCUUCCACCUCCCCCCAGCCCCAGCCCAGCUCUGAUUUUUUGGAAAAAAGUCAGAAUGGGCUUGGAGGAUAUUUGGAAUAGCCUCUCGUCAGUGUUCACAGAGAUGCAACCAGAUCUCUGUAUGUUGCCUAGGCUGGUCUCGAACUCCUGGGCUCAAGUGAUCCUCCCACCUCAGCCUCCUGAGUAGCUGGGUCUACAGACACACAGAAACCGGAGGUAAUGGCCACUUCAUCCACAAGAGGAGGUGUCAGCAUCUCAACCUCUCUCCUUUCAAUCCCAGCACCCACUAGAUAUUUUUAGUACAGAAAAACAAAACUGAAAAAAAUAUUGUUUGGUCUUGUGUCUUUUUACAGAAGUUCUUGAGGGAAGAGACCAUAAAUCUCUUCAAUCCUAAAACUGAACUUCAUUGCCUCUGGCUUGUUCCCCUAUACAGGUCCCCCAGGACAAAAUGUUGACACCUUAUUUCCAAUAUUGUUUUCAAACAAGUACUCUGAAGACUUUAAAAUACCCAAGUGCCAAGGAAAGGGAAUAGGAAGAACAAGGAGUCAAGCCCUUCAAAGAUGAUGGUGGUUUCUCCUUGCCUUCUCAAAACUUUGCCCCCUCUCUUCAGAAAAGGCAAUGUUGGUACAAAAUUCCAUCUCAGCCACUCUAGAGGAGUUAUCUUCAUCAACCACAUAUAUCGUUUAAUCCAACACACCUGUAGUGAUUACUCUGCAACUAUUUUGCUUACAUUUUUUAUUUGAAAAAUGUAUUUAAAAGUUCAACAAUUUUAAUAUAAAUUAUGACUCUCAAACCCAUUCCUAUCACUUUAUUGUUAAAGUGAUGGUAGCAUACACAAGAGAAGGAAGGCAGCUCAAGGCAAGAGAGCACCGAAGAGAAGAUGUGUCCAAAGAAUAUAUUAGGAUGUGCCUAGAGGUCAGGAGUCCCCCCACCUUUCUACCCUAUCCUGUUAACCCUUUAGAUCUCUAGUCUUAACCCACAGGCCACUGAGUUCCUUUAGGGCUAUUUUCAGAGCAACUAACCUGACUAGAACAGAGUGAACUGGGAAUGUAUCUCUAUGACCAAUCUUAGGCCCUAAAAAACUGCAGGAAGUAUAAUGAAAUUUGAAAAAAUUAAAACAUCAGUCACUGUAGGUGGGGCAAACUGGAUGAAUGGUGGAAUCAGCAGAGUGGAUACAACUUCCACAGUCCUGACCCCACUACCAUAAAAACAAGGUUCCUAUUACAGAGCUAACAUGAGAUUCCAGCCAUCUUGUCUUGGAACAGGCAGGAGCUCAAUAGUCUUGUUCUGCCUUCCUAAUUACCCUGCAAAGAAAGGGUCAGAACAAAAAACACCUGAGAAAACAAAGUGCCUAAAGACCCUGCUCCUACAUUGCUUUUCCAUCUAAAGCAGACUCGAGCAGGCAGGGUGGGGGGGUGGGGGGCGUGUUCCUGGUCUUCAGACAAAACUCCCUGAGUCUUGUGUCUGGUUUUAGGACUAGGGCACAGAAAUAAAGCCUAGAACUUGGGAAGAUAACUAGGGUAUGUCUGCUGCUUUUAUCUCCUCCCUCUCCAAUCCCAAUACAUCCUGUUCCUAUUUUCAUACUGUAGGAACCCCUCUUCCACAGAGCAAGAAUGGAGAAACAUAAUACAUGUUCAUUACAGACAUGAUCCCCUGCAAGCACAAUCAAUACAUUGAGUAAAGAAAAAUUAUGUGCAGCUCUACUGAGCCUACUUUA